CACAAAGAGAGUUGCCUCGAUUUGCCUAAGGUGGACAGAAGCUCCCUGUAUUCCAGUCUCUGAGAUCUUGACAGAAAGUGAAGUUUGCUCGUUUUCAGCUCUUUCCACGAUGCCUUUCUUAAGGCAGCUCUGCGUUUAUUGUUGGAUUUCAGGAACUUUGCUGUUAUCCGCUCACGCCGUGUUUCCAAAGACGUCCAGAGAUGUAUCCGACAACCAAAAUAUCAAUAAUUUCAUGUUUCGGGAUGUGUCGUAUGAAUUUGUCAAGAAGCCACAGUCAUGGGAACAGGCGAGCGAAACUUGCGAGACUCAAGGAGGCAAUCUUCUGAAGUAUCUGGACUGUGAUAUCAAAGAUUCCUUUACCAAAGUGUUCAAGGAUCCCGAGAUCACAUCUCUAGGCUGGUGGAUCGGUGAAGGUUUGAUGGGAUCUUACGAUGAAUGUAAUAUUCAGGAAAUUCACACUACGCAACCUGCUGAUAGAGCGAGUUCGCGUUUGUGCACCUACAUGACAAUGGAUCCAUUCCAGCUGGUGACCACGCCCUACUGCAAUAUGACCUUGGGUUACCUGUGCACCCAAGAUCCAAACGCUGAACAUAAACGAGUGCAGAGGAGCGUUCGGGUCCGGAGAGCCACAGAUAGCUUGAUAACUGGAUGGUUAGGACAAAUGGAUACAGCAGGAUCAGACUUGACAAAACUAUUUGAUAAUGCUAAGCAAAUAUUAAGGAAAAUUGCAGAGGAACCGGUGGAGAUGCUGCACGAUGCAAAGCAAAAAUAUUUAGGGUCCAUACUAAAAUCACUACAGGCAAUUAGCACAAUAGAUCCUGGGAAUAAGGAUCUCACUGUGAAUUGUACCGGAGGCCUUAUUUUGCACAUCAUAGAGCAGUGUGAAUCAGAUGACAACGCAGAACAUCUUGAGGAGGUGAUCAUUCUGUCUGUCCAGAUUUAUCAGCAAUUAAACAUACUGACAAAACAAAGCACUAAUCAAGUGUACUCCUGGGAUUUUGUCUCAGGCACGCUGUUUGCAACCCAACAGGUGCCAGCGAAUCUGAACAACAUGUCACUUGGGAGCAUAGACAAGGGUUUCAUCCAGUUCCCCACUUUCGAUGUGUUAAAGUCACAGCUCCCAACUGGUCCUGUGGACGUUCAGAUGUUCAGUUAUAAAACAAACCCAAUGGCUGCAGAAUCAAACUUUAGCAUCAGCGGCUCUGUCUGCAGUCUGUCACUCUCGGAUAAAUCGUCUAAUAUCAAACUCAGCAAUCUCUCAAGUUUCAUCGAGAUAUUCCUGCCACGUUCAGAUGCCCCUGAGCCAACAUAUACAAACAUGUCUAUGAAAUAUGGCUAUGCUCUCAUUACGUCCUUCAACGUCACUGAUCCAAACUCAACUGUCAUUGUUACUGCCAUACCAUAUACAAAUGUCUCUCUUCUGGUGAUCCUGUCUCCCACUUACAAAUCAAACAAUCAGAGUCAUCGUGCUGUCCUGACCGGCAAAGCCGAUAAUUAUCGCUGGAUCAUCCACCCCGAGAUGUUGAACAGCACAAAUGGGACCAUGUACGUCAACAUCACACUGUUCAACUACACGUCCAGCAUUCCAGUGUCCAUGAACGUCUCACUCAUGAACUUCAAGUGUGUGUACUGGGAUGUAGACCUAAACGAUUGGAGCAGAGAUGGCUGCUGGGUUGGUCCUAAAACAUCACCCAAAAUGACUCACUGCUUAUGUAACCACAACACCUUCUAUGGGAGCUCCUUCUUCGUCAUGCCCAAUCCGAUAGACCUGUCCCAAACAGCUGCGCUCUUUGCCACCGUCAAUCAAAAUUACGUGGUCGUCUCUGUCCUGUGCGGCUUCUUUUUCCUCUAUCUGCUGCUUGUGAUAUGGGCGUGGUAUGCUGACAAGAAAGCCUUGAGAACGCGCAAGAUAAUGCUGCUGGAGGACAAUCAUCCAUGUGCUCAUUAUAACUACCUGCUGAAUAUACAGACAGGAAACCGGAAACACGGAGGAACCACAGCCAAGGUUAUGAUGACUGUAGAGGGCACCGAUGGCGAGAGUGACACCCAUGUCCUAGGUUACCCAGACCAGCCUGCAUUUGAGAAAGGAGGAGUGGACAUGUUCAUACUCAGCACCCCAUUCCCUCUGGGAGAGCUGCAGAACAUUAAACUUUGGCAUGACAACACAGGAGGAGACCCAGACUGGUUUUUGCAGAAGGUGACAGUGCAGGACUUGCAGACUCGUCAGUUCUGGCAUUUCCUGUGCAACACCUGGCUGAAGGGCAGCGGAGAUACACCUUGCAAAAGAACCUUCAAUCCUGCAAAGAAGAACGAGAUCACCAGUUUUGGCAACUUAUUCCAGGCUCGGACGUCCACUGGGUUCCGAGACGAGCACAUUUGGAUGUCUGCUGUGAAUCCUCCACGCCACAGCCCCUUCACCCGAGUGCAGAGAAUCUCCUGCUGUAUGUGCCUGCUCCUGUGUACCAUGGUCAUCAACAUCAUGUUCUGGAACAUUCCCAAAGAUGGAGAGUCUCCUGUCAUCGUGAAGCUAGGAUCCUUUCAGCUCACCUGGCAGCAGAUCAUGGUUGCAGUGGAAAGCGCUCUGCUCAUGUUCCCGAUUAACAUCCUCAUUGUCACCAUAUUCCGCAGCAUACAGCCACGCGUUAAAAAUGAGGAGGAGGUCAAGGCCAAGACCAGCAGUGGCGACAAAUCUUCUGUUGUUUCCAUGCAGACUAUUCUCAAGGACACUCAGGAUAUUGUGACUCUCCUUGGCAAAAGUCCCAAAAACUGCGUGAUUGCAUUGCAGCAAAAUCUCGAGACCACCGCUGAUCUGUUCGCUGCUCUUAAUCAGAUGCAUGAAGUUGUUGUGAAUAUACAAGGCCAGACUGUCGGGGAUCAGCACUGGGCUCACUGCAGCCGCUUUGUCUUCCACACUUUAUGCCAUCUCUCAUCGUUACUGGAUCGUGCCGGAGAGAAAGUGUUUCCUCACCCCGAGGACCUCGAUCUGGCCAAGAACACGGUGAACAUGAUGCUGAAGAAGGCUGAGGCGUUGACCAGCACGCAUCCAGUGCAGAGCUUUGUGCCUGUGCAAGAGAAGAAGAAAAAAGCUGGCUGCAAGCUGCCCUGGUGGUUCGUCUUUAUCGGCUGGGGUCUCCUGGUUGCCAUAAGUGGCAUCUCCACCUUCUUCACUUUGCUCUACGGCUUUCAGUAUGGAAGGGAGUCAUCCAUUAAGUGGGUCAUCACCCUGACACUGUCCAUGUUCCAGAGCAUCUUCAUCAUCCAGCCUCUGAAGGUUGUUGGUCUGGCCAUAUUCUUUGCGCUCAUUCUGAGGCCGGUGGCAGUCGAGGACAACCAGGAGGUUGAGAUAUUGCUAGACGAACAACGUGAAAAAUGCGAGUCAUACUGCGGACGGCACAUGCACGGAUGCUGAUACCGAGGCGGACCAUUUCUGAUGAUGUGAUUUUGACCGAUGCAAAAAAUCUCAAACUGAAGAUUCUUCAAAAAAAGAGUUUUGAAGAUUUUGAUGGAAAACAAUGAUCAGGGUGGAGGUUUUAUCUUUUGUAUCAUAAAUGUGUACUAUAUGAGCCUAUAUUAUUUCCCCUCUAAAAUCCCAUAAUGCAUGCAAAAGUAGAAUACAACCUGUAAGUAACUGUGCAGUGACACAAGGAUUUUGAAAUAAAUAAAUAAUAAUAUUUAUAAUAAGAGAUAUUGUGCAACAUGAGAUAUUUACAUCCAAAUUGGAGCCAGAUUUUACUACUGCAGCCCUCCACGCUAAAGUAAAUUGUGUCACUGGUUAAUUGCUUACAGACAGCUCUGAUCUUUAUUUAUUUACAAGAUAUCUUCUUAGAAAAACUUUAAAAACCGUGCAAUUUAUUAUACGCUUAGCAAUAGAAUAUGUAACAAAAAUAUGUAAACACUGCAUCACAGCUUUGCGGGAAUGUCGAAGCAGGAAAAAUGGUCUGGGUUUCCCAUGUCAGAGCGUUGGGUGUAACUGUAAAUAUAUCCAUAUUCAUACGCUUGUUCCAGUCAUCCUAAGAUCCAAGAGGAAGUGACACGUUACCAGAUCAGUUUAAUUUCUUUCUCUAUGUUAUUGUUCAUUUAUCUGUAUGGAAAUUCUGAAAUAAAUGGCUUCUCAUAUCUUA
Messenger RNA from Hemibagrus wyckioides, 4121 nucleotides. Its product is annotated as polycystin-1-like protein 2. The transcript is spliced from 22 exons. Gene Ontology annotation, biological process: detection of mechanical stimulus. Gene Ontology annotation, cellular component: membrane. The coding region runs from base 110 to 3409 and encodes 1099 amino acids. The record is from RefSeq and is a predicted model, not a curated record. Gene Ontology annotation, molecular function: protein binding; calcium channel activity. NCBI's taxonomy places the organism in Eukaryota, Metazoa, Chordata, Actinopteri, Siluriformes, Bagridae.